Triticum aestivum (bread wheat) is the source of this 1974-nucleotide messenger RNA. Its product is annotated as protein FAR1-RELATED SEQUENCE 5-like. The transcript is spliced from 2 exons. The record is from RefSeq and is a predicted model, not a curated record. Bases 1 to 1974 code for a protein of 657 amino acids. Lineage: Eukaryota; Viridiplantae; Streptophyta; Magnoliopsida; Poales; Poaceae. Gene Ontology annotation, molecular function: zinc ion binding. Gene Ontology annotation, biological process: regulation of DNA-templated transcription.
AUGUCUGAUGAUGAAGAAUAUGAUGAGAUUUCAUCUCAACCACUAGCACCAUAUGUUGGGAUGGAGUUCGACUAUGUUGAUGAUGCUAAGCUGUUCUACAACGACUAUGCAUUCAAAAUGGGCUUUGGCAUACACACAACUGCUUCAAAGAACAACCAAAAGAAGGGGCCUGUGGUACUAAUCAAGAGGGUGUUCCGGUGUGUUCAUGCCGGGAAGCCAGAGAAUAAGACCGAUACUAGCAGUGCUUCGGAAGCAAUCUCGAUGGAACAGCACUCACCAAGCAAAGAAUCUUGGUUUGAAAUGGAUGUCACAAACAAGCGUCAGAAAAAUAGAUUGCCAGAGCGUGUACAGUUCUACAACUCACACCGCAACAUUUCGCAAGAGGAUUUGGACCUCAUAUUGACAAUGCAUGAUGUGAACUUCUCCACAUCAUCGUGCAUGGGAAUGCUUGGGAGGGUCCGUGGUGGAGACCGGAGGAUACUGCCAUAUGUCAAGAGGGAUGUUACAAAUUUUCGUUCCAAGCUGCGGCAAACCAUAAAUCUCCGGGACAUGGACAUGACGGUUGCAUACUUUGAAAGGCGGCAAGAUGAGAAUCCGGAAUUCUACUAUGCAAAAACAGUUGAUGAGGAAACAAACUCUGUCACUGGACUGUUUUGGGUUGAUGGGAGGACAAGGGCAUUGUACCGUAAGUACAGAGAUUGUGUUUUCUUUGACACCACCUUUUGCACAAAUAGGUACAAUAUGCCAUUUGCUAAGAUUGUUGGCGUCAACAACCAUCUCCAGACAAUUUUAUUGGGGUGUGCUUUGCUUCCGAAUGAACAAAUUGAAACCUUCAAGUGGGUCUUCCAAAACUUUCUGAUUGCGAUGAACAAUGUACAUCCAUUGAACAUCAUGACAGAUCAAGACAAGGCAAUGGAUACAACCAUUUCUGAAGCCUUACCAAAUAUAGUGCAUAGGUGUUGCAAAUGGCAUGCCCAACGGAAAGCGAGAGAGAAGUUGGGCAGAAUACUGAGCAGGGAUGAAGUUUUUGAGCAAGCUUUCUACACAUGCAUCAACGAUCCAGAAACAGUUGAUGAGUUUGAGGAGAAUUGGCAUCACAUGAUACAUUGCUUCGAAUUGGAAGAUAAUAGACACCUUUGCAACAUGUGGCGAACCCGGCAUACCUGGGCUCCAGCAUACUUCCGGAAAUGCUUCUUCCCAUUCACAAGCACUACAGGGAGGUCGGAGGGCCUCAACUCUUACUUCAAGACGUUCAUCAAUCCUCAAGCAUCGGUUUGGAAAUUUGUGCAGCAGUAUGAGGUGCUCCAAGAGACGAUGCUAGACCGUGAGGACAACCAGGCUUUCAUUGGUGAAGCAACAACAACACCUCUUUACUCGAGAUACAACAUUGAGCGUCAAGCGGUCAACUUCUACACCCGGGCUGUUUUUGGCAAGUUUCAAUCAGAAGUGAUUGCAUCAACAGGAUAUGUAAUCAACCAGGUCCCUGCGCUUCACAAUGGAAGCAUUAACUUUGGGCUUUUCUCAAAUUACUAUGAGGACCCAAAAAUAUUCAAAGUAAAUGUUGAGAUGCCAGAUGAGAAGUUUGAGUGCAGCUGCAGCUAUUUUGAGAUGAAUGGGAUUAUAUGUGCACACAUCAUUAGGGUGAUGACUCAUCUAAAUGUGCAAACUAUCCCGCAAUGCUAUUUUCUACAGAGGUGGUCUGAAAAAGCAACAACACCAACAGGCAGCCAACUUCUGGAUUUUGGACUCCCAUCGAACAACACCCUCAAGUACAACUCACUUUACAGGAAACUUACUUGGUUGGCCUCACAAGCUUGCGGCAAUGACUUUGCAUACAACCUGCUAAAUGAUGCAGCUAAUCAGCUCGAGCUUGUUAUAGCUGCAGCAAGAAGAAGGGAACUACCAGAGCAGCGGGAGGUACAUCAACAGCAAAUGCCGCAGCAACAAGCAGAAACUCACAGGGUGCCAAGUUAG